Molecule: messenger RNA, 6632 nt
Organism: Nothobranchius furzeri (turquoise killifish)
Lineage: Eukaryota; Metazoa; Chordata; Actinopteri; Cyprinodontiformes; Nothobranchiidae
Product: GTPase IMAP family member 9
Molecular function (GO): GTP binding; catalytic activity
Source: RefSeq, a predicted model, not a curated record
GGUGAACAGUUGCAGCAGAGCAAUUCAGUCUGAAUUCAAUUUGUUGUCUUUGGUUUCUGUUCUUUUAUAAACUUUAUUGCAGAGCUGUUAAAGUAUAAGUCAGGCCGGUCGCAGUAACAUCUGUCACCCUUUAGAUGGGUGCCCUGACCUGGAUAGUGCUGGUGGUCCUGCUGUCAGCUGGAACCUGUCUAUCUGCUGUCGAUGUGAACUGGCUGACCAAGGUGGUUAAAGACCUCACAAAUGAAUACAGAGUUACUGGCCAGUUUAGUCUGGCAGCAGGCAUCCCACUGGAAGGAGACGUGCAACAAAUCCUGAAGAACAACCCUUAUGUUAAGGCAAAGUCCAACGCAGGUCAAAAUAGUGGCAUGUACAGAGGCAGCAAUGUGCAGGUUGAGUCUGAGCCUGUUUUACACGUACUUGCAAGGGAUCAGGUGUACACGAGCAAAGACCUUAUAGUAGCCAAAGCCCUGGACAGAGAUAUUCAUGCAGAAUAUCAAGUUCUGUCAAAUUUAGAAAGCCUGACAAAUUCAGAAAACUUCCUUCUACUCUACUCAACCCUCUCACCAUGUAGCAGGUGUGUAAUGGAAUCAAUGUACAAUAUAGUUGACUUGAUAGAAAGUAAAGUAAAGCAGUGGCAUGACUCUGCUUUUGUGUUCAAAACAGUCUAUGAUAGUCCCAGAAAUCUUCCGGUUGUUCCCAGAAAGGAUUUGGAAAAUAUACUUGUUGAGCUUGGGAGGGCUCUGGGCGGCCUCGAUAAAGUGUAUCGCUGUUACAAACCAAGGAAUGGUGAAUUUGUGUGUCACAGUUGCUCUGUCCAGGGGAGAGUAUCAGACAUUUGUGUCAAUAAUGAUGCUGUACCUGGAGGAAGUGGAAAAGGCAACAAACAUGGAGAUAGCAGAGGACAAGGAAGUCUGCAGAGAAGCAACAGCGGCAGCAGUCUGAGUGACAAGAAGUUGAGAGGUGGCAGCAGCAGCAGCAGUGGUAGUAGCAGCAGAAGCAGCAGCAGAAGCAGCAGCAGUGGUAGUAGCAGCAGCAACCUCAAAACAAAGAAAGCAAGAUAUGGUGACCAAAGUCAAAGCAGAGGUGGGGGAGGAGCAGCCUACGCUAAAACUGAUCAGGCUGAACAAGCUUGAGCAUCCCUGAAUCCAGCAGGAAGAAAACAAGCUUCAUGCUUUAAAUACAUUUUCCUUAAUAUUUAAAGUUCAUCCCACAGGAAUAAAUGUGGUCUUGACAUAUUCUAAUCUUCUUGUAUUUUGUUUGUGGAAUAUAAAGUCAGAUUCUGACUGUAUUCAAACCUGAAUUAAAGGUAGUUUGUGACCACAGAGUUACUGUAGUUCUGUAAUUUAAAUUAGGCUAAUGUAAUCUAAUUACAACCUGAUUUAUGGUCCAACUUGAACUGAACAAGUUUUUCAUCUUGUCUGACUCUAUGUGCUUGCUUUCUGAUCGCUUGUUCUGAAUAGAAGUCAUCAACUGCAUAGUGUCUGUUUUAUUUCUUUGGUUCCAUUUGAACCCAAAUCGACUCCUGCUACUGAUCCUACUCCGCAGUCACUUUAAGACUUUACUAGACUAUUCAGGAACCUUCUCUCACUUAACAAUCAGCUUUAAUAAUAUAAUAACACUUUUCUGCUCAAAAACCAACAUAAUCAGAAAUGAAAGCAACCAACCUGCACAAAGCAGGAGGUUUCUGGUUUCAAAUAAAGAUAAUGACAUUUACAAGUAAUUUUGAGCACCCGUUUAGUGUAAAAAUGUGCUCAUGCAGCUUUAUUAGUGUUAUUGCAUAUUGCCCUAAAGAAGGGAUGUCUAAACUUUUCAAGAUGUGGGCCAAAAUCCAUCCAUCCAUUGUCUGAACCCGCUUUGUCCACGUAGGGUUGCAGCGGUCAACGGGCAAUCAGGCGGGGUACACCCUGGACAGAGAGCCAGUCCAUCGCAGGGCAACACACACACACACACACCUAAGGACAAUUUAGACAGACCAGUUAACCUAACGGUCAUGUUUUAGGACUGUGGGAGGAGAGAACCCACGCAUGCACAGGGAGAACAUGCAAACUUCCCAGGCUGGGAAGCGAACCCAGGACCUUCUUGCUGCAAGGCAACAGCUCUAACCACUGCGCCACUGCGCAUCCCGUGGGCCAAAAUCAUGAAGUUAAAACUCAUCAAGGGCCACAAAAAUUAAACAAAAUGUAAGAAUGCAAACCUUAUUUCAUAUUUUUCAUUUGUUCUGCUCAAAAAAGACCUAAAAUAUAUAUUAGUAAACAUUUGAACAUAAAAUAUUAAAAUAUAUGAAUUCAUGUCCACAACCUCCUGGAUAGACUUAUCUCCACAAUUCUAAAAACCCUAGUGAGGGCCUCGUAAAAUCACUCUGAGGGCCGCAAAUGGCCCCUGGGCCGCACUUUGGACACACUUGCCCUAAAGGCAAUAUUUAAAUAAUGGAGGCCGCUUUUAUUAAAUUAGCUAUUUAGGUCAUUAUAAUCCAUUAAACGCCAGAUAAUGAGGACUUUUACUGAUGAUGAUGGACAUUUUGCUCAAACUUAUAUGUUGCCUCAUAAAUGAAGUAUGCAGACAUUUGUAGAGGAGCUUUUUAAUGUCCCCUGUAUGUUGCCCACAUGAGGAAGAAGUCACAGCAGCUUAUAAUAACAACAUGAGGCUGCUGCUGGAAACCCCUGGAGGCUGGGGGGCAAGCCAGAUGUCUGUAAAUAGGACAAUGAGCUACAGAUGUUCUUAAGAGAAAAUCAAAAUGGAUUUAUAGAUGUUGCCAUUUUGCGGUACUUUUCCUAUCAAAGAAAGAAUGAAUGUAGCUAAAUUAGAGCUCUGUUUGAGUCCAUAGGAUACAAGACUCCAGUUGGUGCACUAUUUUGCUCCAGUCACAUUUGAUCUCUGCAGGAGGCUAUUUUCAUGCUUUACACUAUUCCAAUAGGUCCUUUGUGUUCGAUUCCAAUCAAGAAAAUGUUCACUUCACACACCGUUAAAAUCGUGUUUUGUGUUUCUGAUGUAGAGGGACUCUCACAGAUUAAAGCUGCAUAAAAAUUAAAUACUUAUAACCCAUAUUUAUAGUUUCAGUGUCAUUAUGACUCAAAGCUCAGAACUGAAUUCAUGCUAAUGCUAAUCAGAGACUGUAAACUGUAUGCUGCAAAACUUAAAAACAACAACAACAACAACAACAGGUCCUUGUACGACAGACUAAUGUGAAGACAUUGCACACUAAAGAGAUGCACCGAUUUGCUGAAAGUCCCUCAGCCCCCCACAUCUCAUCAGAUGUGAAAACUACUGUUUACCUUUUUGUCCACAAUUUCAGUUAAAUAUAUACUUUACUUACCUGUAAAUACUAAAUUUAAUCUGAAGUUCUGUUCUGAAGUCUCCACAGAAACUUCAAUGCUGAAUUUCGUAGUACUGCUGAAAACAAAGACCACUACUGAAGCAUCUCCGGCAACAUUUUUAUUGUUCAGAUACUGGAAAUCUGUGACUGAAAAGCCCAAUCUCUGUCGUCACAGAACCUAAUGGUUGACUGGUUGGUGCGGUGUGGUGUGAGUGCAUCACAAAGCUUUCUUCAAAACACACUCAACAACAUUCUAACACUUUUCAGCAACAGGAAAACAGACACCACUGAUCGGAAGCCGUCUGAAAUAGAAAGCGAAACAAAAUUUUUUAAGACAGUGAAAAAGAAAAGAUAGGACUUUAUUGAUCCCACAGCAGGGAGAUUUGUUCAUUACUACAGCUCAGGAUAGAUGGCAACAGUACAAGAGUAACCAAGACAGCAAAUAAGUAUGAAAAGGAAAGACACUAAGUACAGUGGGUACAGAAAGUAUUCAGACCCCCGUCAAUUUUUCACUCAGGUAUAUUGCAGUCAUUUGCUAAAAUCAAUUAAAUUCAUUUUUUCCUCAUUAAUGUUCACACAGCACACCGUGUUGACAGAAAAACACAGAAAUGUAACAAUGUCUGCAGAUUUACUAAAAAAGACAAACUGAAACAUCACAAGGUCCUAAGUAUUCAAACCCUUUGCUGUGACACUCAUAUUUAAAUCAGGCGUUUUCCAUUUCUUCUGAUCGUCCUUGAGAUGGUCCUACACCUUCACUGGAGUCCAGCUGUAUUUGAUUAUACUGAUUGGAGUUGAUUAGGAAAGCCACACGCCUGUCUAUAUAAGACGUUACAGCUCACAAUGCAUGUCAGAGCAAAUGAGAAUCAUGAGGUCAAAGGAACUACCCGGGGAGCUCAGAGACAGAAUUGUGGAAAAGCACAGAUCUGGCCAAGGUUACAAAAAAAUAAAAAAAUAAAUUCAUUUAAAAAAAAAACCCCACUGUCUAUUUUCUACCAGAAGCUUGUGCAGGAGAUAGGUGUAAGAUACUAUUUUCAUGUUCAGCCUGUAUGAAAACUCAAAAUGAGUGAUUAUGAUCUGAAAUUAUCAUUAAAAAAACGUUUUUUCUGUGAACCGCUCCUUUAACCCUCCCACUGUCUUUAUGGGUGACUUUCCUCGCGGGGUCACACCCAUUAGGACAGUGGGAGGGUUAAACAACACUUUUUCCAGCAUGAUGAACCAUGCCGGAAGGCAAAAAUUGAUAGCUUAGUGCCUCCAGGAAUGAAACGUUGACAGGGAACUCCCCAGAACCACAUCUAUAUUGUGGUCAGUCAUCAAGAGCAGGAAUAAAAUCCAUUGAUCAUAAACAGCGGGCUGCCAUCAGUCAUGAUUUGGCCCAGAAGUUCCUUGACAUCACACCAGGUUACACCACAAAAACAACUUACUGACAGAGCAGCUGUUCCCUCACACAAUAAAGUUAUUCUCAACGUCACUGUAGUGUUUUAAGUUAAAGCCCAUUUAAAAAAAGAAAAAAAUAUGUUUUGGUUUUAAAAAGAAAAGUGUCUGUGGCAAACUGUCACAGUGGGAGGAACUAAAAAACUGUAAUUAUACCCCCGAUAUUUACGGUCAAAUGUAGUCACUUCCUCAUACCGCCUCCUCCUUUAUGGAAGUCUGGUGAGAAAAGCACGCUAUGAAAUGUGGUCAAACCUGAACUCUGACAAUGAAACCGAGCUUGAGCUGCGUUUUCUGACAACACGUUGAUUAUAUAAAUGCUGCCAUCUCCAGAGAGAAUCAAAGCAGUUUGUGUGAUUCAGACAUGAACAUCUGAUAGAUGAAGCGAUGGCUGAUGGCACGCUGAGGCCGACUGGUGACGCUCGAGUGGUCGUUACAACACCCCCAAACACAGAUUUUAAUCCACUUGAAGAAAUCCGAAUCGUCCUGAUAGGAAAAACGGGAAAUGGGAAAAGUGCUUCUGGAAACACCAUCCUUAAUCAAGUUGUGUUCAGGUCUACCCUCUCUCCCACAUCUGUGACAUCUGAGUGUAGAAAAGCCAGAGGAAAGGUGGAUGGAUGUAGAGUUGCUGUGAUCGACACUCCAGGCAUUUAUGAUACAAAGUACAAAGAGUCUGAGGUCAUCAGAAAGCUGAAAGAGUGCAUCUCCCUCUCGGCUCCUGGCCCCCACGUUUUUCUGAUUGUGGUAAAGCCGGGCAGAUUCACAGAGGAGGAGCAGAAGACUGUUGAUCUCUUGGCUCAGGUGUUCGGGGAGAAAGCUACAAAGUACUCAAUGGUGUUGUUCACUCACGGCGACCAGCUGAAGGGCAAAAUGAUUGAAGAAUAUUUUAGCAGAAGUGGAAAGCUCAGCUAUUUGAUUCAACAAUGUAGCUGGAGGUAUCACGUCCUCACAAAUACGUCUGAAAAUAACAACAAUAAUAACAGUCAAGUGAGUCAGCUGCUGUCAAAGAUAAAAAGCAUGAUCAGUGAUAACGGAGGAACAUUUUACACAAAUUCAAUGUUCCAGGAGGCUGAGAAAGCAAUCCAAGAGGAAGCAAUGAGGAACUUACAAGCCACUGCUGAGGAGAAACGCAGAGAGGAAGAAGAACUGAAGGCCAAGGUGAAGGAAGAGCUGCUGCAGGAGCACAUCCAAAAGCUCAACGAAGAGUAUAUGAUGAGAUCCAGAGAAAAGGCGGAGAAGAAAAACAAGUUUCUUGAGACUGGUUUGGUUGCGACCGCAGCAGAAGUGGGUGUUGCUAUCGGUGCUGCUGCAGCAGCUGCUGCUGGUCCGAUUUUCAUGGGUGUAGCAGCAGUGGCAGGUGGACUCAUUGGGGCUACGGUGGGACUCUUGGCACCGUCUGCAGCAAAAGCUUUGAAAAAUAAAUGUUCUGUACAAUAAACUAUCCCCAGGCCACUUUAUGUCUCAUGGAAAUACAAGAUACAUAAAAUCAAUGAAAGAAAAACAACAAUACACUAAAGCAUUUUUGUGUAAAGUAGCCAGCUUGAUUGCUGGACCGCUUUCGUCAUGUUUAUCCUUGUUUGUGUCAUUUCAGCUGUUUUAUAAUAUUUCUUCUGUGUAGCUCUUCCACAGAUGCCCCGUCUCAUGUAGCCUUGGUUCUGCUAGCAGUGCACAUUUCUUUGACAGCCAUCACUGUUUUUAACGAAGCAGCAGUAAAGCUGACCAACUGGUUUAGUUGACGCAGUGACUAAGAGCAGAAUUUUACUCAUCAGUCUCCUCCCAGUUCAUCAUUUUGGUGUCAUGCCCUACUUUACUUUCUGGUUCACUGUUACUGCUCUUAGCACAAUGUGAAGAAAGCUUUAUAGCAUGUAUUAAAACAAUGAAGUGACUUGAA